AGAGAGAGAGAGAGCGAUGCAGAGGGGGUUUAUGGAUUUUUUUGCUGUAUAAUCCUGGUUGCUGGAGCAAUUCACACCACGGACUCGCCAUCUGUUUCCUCCAGUGUCUCAAAUGUGUUCAAGAUAGAGACAAACAUAAUCAUCCUCAUCAUAUGUCUGCUUUGGUGUCACCAGCCGGGAUCUCCCGUCCACUCAGUGCGUGUAUGUAGAGAAAGUCAAACCCCGGAAAUGAAAAAGCAAAGAAGUGGUUAAAUUGCACAUGGUGAUUGCGAUGGAGGACGAUGCACCCUGACUGGCUUUAACUGAUCUGAUCGCAUUGAUGCUUUCUUUUGAAGGAUGGUGAAUGGCUGAACAUUUUCUUCAGGACUCAAAUCAAUUCAAGCUCUGCGUCUCUCGAUAAUGCCGCACUGAAAUGGAUAAAGCCACAAAUGCCCUCGGAGUGACUUUUAAUCCUUAUCAAUAGCAUCACCCAUCAAGCAGCAUCAGGACCAGCCUCAGUCUUCAAACGAGAUAACGAAAACGCGUUUUUCUCCGCACGCCAGCAGUAGUGUAUUUGUCCCUGGCGAGCCGCCGUUGAAAUGGGAGAGAACAUGUCAAAAAGACUGAAGCUUGUCACAGGUUCCGAAUCAGAGAUGGAGGAACGCAGUUUUAAUAACCGUUUCUCAGACUGGGACCAGGGAGUGCUUGUGUCUUCAAAUUCAGGAGCGGACAGUAACAGCAACGAUCCUUUUGAUGCGAACGGAAAGAUCAGUGAUGCUUUUGAGAAGAAAGUGCAGAACAAGAUCAAAGAUCUUCUUCAGCAAAUGGAGGAGGGCUUGAAGACUGCAGAUCCACACGAUUUUUCCACUUAUACAGGCUGGACAGGCAUAGCCCUGCUCUACCUGCAGCUUCACCGCGUGACCCACGAGGCCUUUCAUCUGCAGCGCGCUCUGGAUUACGUCAAACGCACGCUGCGCAACCUGAACGGACGGCGUGUCACCUUCCUCUGUGGAGAUGCUGGGCCAUUAGCCGUAGGUGCGGUUGUACACCACCUCUUACAAAACCAGGCUGAGUCCCAGGAGUGUAUCACUAAAUUGCUCCAGCUCCAGCGUUCGGUUCUCAGUCCCGACUCUGACAUGCCCGAUGAGCUUCUGUACGGGCGGGCCGGAUACCUCUUCGCCUUGCUGUACGUCAACAAAGAAAUCGGGCCUGAGACAGUGGAUGACACCACCAUCGCUAAGGUGGUGAUGGCUAUUUUGGAGUCGGGGAAGAACUUGUCAAAAGAAGAGAAGAAAACCGAGCGCUGCCCACUGCUGUACGAGUGGCAUCAGAAACAAUAUGUUGGAGCAGCUCAUGGCAUGGCCGGCAUCUACUACAUGCUCAUGCAGCCCAGUGCUAAAGUAAAUCAGGACAUUUUGAAUGAGCUGCUUCGGCCUAGUGUCGAUUACGUGCGGCACAAGAAGUUUCGCUCGGGUAAUUACCCAUCAUCCCUCAGCAACGAGACCGACAGACUGGUGCACUGGUGUCAUGGAGCACCUGGGGUGGUGCAUAUGCUCAUCAUGGCUCAUAAAGUCUUCAAGGAUGAUAAAUACGUGAAAGAUGCUGUUGAAUGUGGAGAGGUGAUCUGGCAGAGAGGUUUACUGAGGAAAGGUUACGGGCUCUGUCAUGGCACAGCGGGGAAUGGAUAUGCCUUUCUCUCCCUCUACCAUCUCACACAGGAUAAGAAGUACCUGUAUCGUGCCUGCAAGUUUGCUGAAUGGUGUCUGGACUAUGGAACCCAUGGCUGUCGUAUUCCAGAUCGGCCUUAUUCUCUUUUCGAAGAUCCUACACACUGGACUUUAAAAUAUCAAAAAUGACUGUUCAUAAAUGAUCUCAGGGGGUGUGUUUGUUGGCUUUCGUCCAGCCCCCAUGAGCCUGUCUGUCGGCGCGUCUCGUCCUGCGGAUCAAAGGAGGGAGAUUGAUUUCACAUGAGGGAGAGGACAUAUAAGAGACCUGAUGCGAGAGGUAAGGCCCUGGGAUGGAUGUCAAUGGCCGCGUGCGCUCAGGGAAAGAUCUCAGUGGGGACGCUGUGUGUUGCUCGAGGCCAAUAGGGUCUGUCCGGCAAUGAAGGGGCUUGUUUGGGUUUAAACAGAUAAUGGGGGGAUGUUAGGAGCGCUGGCCACUUGUUCGUGUGAGUGCGAGCUUACCAGGCUCUUGGACACCACAAAUACAGCUCAGACGCUUAUGGACCCAUAGAUACGUUAUGAUGCGCAGAGCAAGUUCAUUUUAACAUCUAUGGAUUUACCCGGACUGUGACUGAACGCUGCUACGAGUUUUGUGCUCUUUUGUGGACAUUAAUCUUGCAUACCAGUUAUUUGCUGAUUCCUCGUGAAGACUGAGAAGCGUUAACUUCCCCUGUGGAUGUAAAGCCGUCUUGGCCGUGUAUUCUGCUAGACCCCGGGGUGGGGUCUUGUUUCUUGGAGAAAAACGGGGAAGUGUUUAGUUUUAUUCGUUGUGUGUAUGAGUGCAUGUAUGAGUGGUUGUGUGAUUUUUAACGUUUAUACGCAAUGGUUAUGACAAUCAUACUCCGUAUGUGCUGAGCAUUGGGAAAUGCAAAUUGUAUCAUGAAUUUUGUGUGCUCUAGACUCCUAGUGUAGUGUUGUGAAUCAUAUCUUUAGUCCCAAUUCGUCCGUUGAAGUCAUGCAAAGCUGUUGGUUGUUGAACUUGAUGUAUAUACUGUAUCUAUUUAAAUAACAGUUUUCUAAUUAUCCAGAUUAAAGUGUCAAUAAACGUGAUAUUCUUUUGUCCUCCACAAAUGUAUUCUCUUUAAAGCGCAUCCUCUCAAGAGGUUUGUUACAAUACUAAUGUAGAAACAAAACAGUUCACUCUCAAUUUACUUCCAAGUUGCCUAUUGUUUGUGUAAUGUGUUUUGACACCAUUUUAAAAGCUCAAUUUGAAUAAGUACAUUUUUAACUUUUAUUUGAAAUUGCAAGAUGACAAACUUAAUAUGACAUGCUGGGUAAAAAGUGCAUCCGUGGAUGCUGAAGUGGACAAUAAGCCAUUGAUCAUGACCUUUCGAUAGAACAUCUCUAAUUGAGGCUCAUAAUUACCACAGCACUUUAAAACGUACUCGCUGCCCUUUCAUUUAAAGAGCAUGACAGUUCACAUUGAGUUUUUAAUAUUUACAGCAAGCCUUUGUUCAGUGAGUAAUGCAUCACUGACGAUGCCCUAAAAAGGCCUGAAUUAUGAUACACUAUGCCCAGUGUUAGGUGUUAGGUACACACUACACUAUACUAAAAGCAUUUGUCAUUUAACAGUAAAAAAAAAAAAUUAGGCUGGUCUUUUCAACAGGCAAUCCUUCAUGCAGUUAAAUCUUAGUGUAAGUGCACUGAUAAUUCAAUGAUCAUCCUAUGCAUUUGUCUUCUGCACCCACACCUCAGCAUCCCAACUGACCCACAGAAAGCCUAUAGCUGUAACCCAUUUACGCCAAAGGAUCUGAAUGUCCUCAGGAAACAAUCUGCUGGUACAGGCUGUUCUUGUUAUGGGACCCAACAAGGUUAAUUGUAUGUUUAUUGACCAACUGAAUGUCUUAACCCUAUGGUGGAUGGGAAGAGCUUUUGGUUUUCACUGGACAAACAUAUUUACAUUCACCUCUUUCGUGACGACUCGCCUCUUUCAUCAACAUCUGACACUAUAACACUAGCACUUCCUUUCUGUUCUAUCCUAAAUACUUGCUCAGUAUACUGCGUUUUAGCAAAUUAUGCUCAGUUGUGAUGCACUUGUAGGUAUUGUUCUUUUGCUGUCGUGAUUGCUUCCAUUGUUCCUCAUUGGAUAAAAGUGUCUACUAAAUGACUAAAUGUACAAAUGUCAAUAUUUCCAUUUUCAUCCCUAUAGUAAAAACAAAAUAAAUAGUGAUUGUUCACCCAAAAAUGAAAAUUCUGUCAUCAUUUCCUCACCCUCAUGUCAUUCCACACCCGUAUGGCCUUCUUUCUUCUGCCGAACAGAGAAUAAGAUAUUUGGAAGAACAUUG
Molecule: messenger RNA, 3988 nt
Organism: Triplophysa rosa
Lineage: Eukaryota; Metazoa; Chordata; Actinopteri; Cypriniformes; Nemacheilidae
Gene: lancl2
Product: LanC lantibiotic synthetase component C-like 2 (bacterial)
Exons: 11
Coding region: 579-1835 (418 amino acids)
Biological process (GO): peptide modification; carbohydrate metabolic process
Cellular component (GO): plasma membrane
Source: RefSeq, a predicted model, not a curated record